This is a messenger RNA of Larimichthys crocea (large yellow croaker), 5513 nucleotides long. RefSeq names its product MAX network transcriptional repressor b (gene mntb). Gene Ontology annotation, molecular function: protein dimerization activity; RNA polymerase II cis-regulatory region sequence-specific DNA binding; DNA-binding transcription factor activity, RNA polymerase II-specific. The record is from RefSeq and is a predicted model, not a curated record. Gene Ontology annotation, biological process: regulation of transcription by RNA polymerase II. Lineage: Eukaryota; Metazoa; Chordata; Actinopteri; Sciaenidae.
UCUUCAUUAUUUAAUCACAUACACUGGGAAACCCCGCCCCCUCAUCGUUUGAUUGACAGCUCUGAUCCCGAGACAGCAGGGUGGCCAGUCACGCUCUCGCCAUGCAAAUGAGCCGCGCUCAGGCCGGGCGGGUGCCCAUGUGGACCAGCACCAUGCCUUGUUGUUCUGAGCGCUGAUUGGCUCCCUGGCGACUGAUUGUUCUUCAUGCGCUGCGGGCCAGCGGCGGGAAGGAAGACAUGGAGGACCGGCGACUUCAAUAGGACUUCACUUUCUCGAGUCACACAGAGAUUCGCGGGUACACCGUGAACCCGUUUCGCUCCCGGGGCUUUCGAGCAGAGGUUAUGAAAAUUCUGAGGGAAAGGUUUUGACUUAGGAGGGCUAACGGGUCUUACAGAGUGUGACAGCGCGGAGGAGCAGGGAGCGGUACGGUCGCCGGGUUUUGUCGGAGGUUGUAGUAACAGGGCGGGGCAGGAAUCCGGGAGGGGUGGGCCUUAACGAGAACACGACUCGCCUUGUUGUGUGUAUUCCCGUGCUCGCAUCGCCAUCUUGUUGCAAUCCUAUUUUUUACGUAUGCCAGGAUCUACUUUCCGUUCGGCCGGAUUACAAAUCGUCCGUGUGCUUUUCGGAAAAACACAGGGGACGAAAAGCUCGGGUGUGCGGGUCUGAACCGUGCACACGGCGCUUCCUACCGGGACACUACCUACCCCCUCUGUCUUUCGUCUUCCGUCCCGGGCCACCGGGUCGCCUGCCGUCAGGGUUUACGCGCAAUGAGCAUCGAUACGCUUCUGGAGGCGGCCAGAUAUCUGGAAUGGCAAGCCCAGCAACAACAGAUCACACGUGAGGAAGAGCAGCGCAAAGAGAAGGAGCUCAUCAACAGGGAGGCAGAGUCAAGGCGCGUGGAACUUGUGACCUCACUGUCGCAGCCAGUCAGAGCCAACCACAUCACCUGGAGCGAUGACACUCACCGCCAGCAGCUGCAUCAACCUCCUGCCCAUCCGCCCCCCUCCCUCCCGCCUCCUCAAGUCCCCAUUGCUGUCAUCCCAAUGGUCCCCGUUGUCACCGCGACACCCUCGGUCCCGCACCUCCCGCUUACCACACCAAUCGCUGCAGCAGCGACACUCAAAUGCUCCCCGCCAGCCAAGAACGCCCCCCCCCCCCCCCCCCCCCACGCGCAGCAGCAGCAGCAGCAGCUGCAGCAGCAGCAGCAGCAGCAGCCUGCCUCUCCUCACCUUUUGUGUGCCCCUCAGUUAAUAGAGACCGGUCAGCAGCUUGUUGGUGCAAAGCCCAGUCAAUCACAGCCUCAGGUUCAGAUUCAGUACCCAACCUCGAUCAGCACUAAUGGCUCUGGUUCUCAACAUGCACUGCUCCCCCAUCAAGCUUCACCCACAUCUCAGCCGCGGCCUAAUGGGGUAACAAUGGAGGACAUGAGGGGGAUGGAAGGGAAGAGGAGACCAGGAGGAGCGGGGACCAGAGAGGUGCACAACAAACUGGAGAAGAACAGGCGAGCGCACCUUAAAGAGUGUUUCGAGACGCUGAAGAAGAACGUUCCAAAUGUUGACGAGAAGAAAACCUCCAACCUCAGUGUUCUCCGCAGCGCUCUGCGUUACAUACAGACUCUGAAGAGGAAGGAGAAGGAGUAUGAGCACGAGAUGGAGCGCUUGGCCAGAGAGAAGAUUGCUACGCAGCAGCGGCUGGCCGAGCUGAAGAACGAGCUCAGCCAGUGCAUGGACGUCAUCGAGAUCGACAGAGUCCUCCGACAGACCAUCCAGCCAGAGGACGACCAAGCCUCCACGUCUACCGCCUCAGAAGGAGAAGACAACUUUGAGCAGGACAUUGAAGAUGAUGUCCCUGCUCCUCCUCCUGCUGCCACGUCCAUCCCCAAACCGACACCCCCCAUCUUACAAGCCCAGCCGCUCCUCACCUCUCACCUGUCAAUCCAGCACACCACCCUGCCUCUCUCUGGUGUCCUGACUACAUCCUCCUCCUCAGCUCACCCUCAAGCCAUCGCCCCGGCCCCAGGUCUGCCCCCUCACCCCAUCCAGCCCCCUGCUAUGCAAGUCCAGCCCACGGUUAUCGCUCAUGCCGCUGUCUCCCACCCCUCAGUCAUCCAGGCUGUCAAUCACGGCCUGCCAGCCAAUCACAAACACCUGACGCACAUCGCCCCGUCACCUGGCCCCACCUCCUCCACCCCUCAGCCAAUUGCAGCGGCUCCAGCCACCACACACCAGCAGCUAGCCGCCCAGCCUAUCGGACACAUCACUGUCCACCCAGUGGCUCACCUGGGAGGUCCCUUGCCAUCCCACAUCCCGACUCUGUACCCGCAGGGCGUGUCUGUGUCACAGCCCACCAUGGUGGGCCACAUCACUCACACCUUCACCCAUCACACCCUGCCGCAUGUCCAGGCUAAUCCUCAAGCUAACACUAACGGAGCCCAGGUGAACAGCGCAGCCGUGAUGAGCCAGGGGAGCCCGUCGCUAGGGAAACCCACGGCAGUGCUGGCCCCCCACCCACAACUGGUCGGACAGGCUGCCGUCCUCAACCCUGUCACCAUGGUUACAGUCCCAACCUUUCCUGUCAGCACACUCAAACUGGCCUGAAUGAUGGAUAGACUGACGGAUGAAAGACGUGAGAAGGAGAGAAAGAUUCAGAACCUCUGAAUGACUUUUCACACUCCUACCAAUAAUCAAUCACAGAGAAUCUCUGACAGACACAUGAAAAAAACAUCAGCUGUUUUUGGACACCUUGAGAUGAAUAUCUCCAGAGAUAUUCUGAUCACAGAUCAGAUCGGUUGUGAUCAGGGACAUUCAAGUCAAGUCAGUGGGUCAGGCCAUUGUUUGUGAAAAUAAGACUGUGACAUAUGUCUGCGCUGCAAAGACAGGAACUCUGUUUGACCUUCCUUCUUUACCUCCUCCUUCCUUCUUUUCCUUCCUUCCUUCCUUCCUUCCUUCCUUCCUUCCUUCCUUCCUUAAUAACCAGAAGCACUAACAUAAUAAGCUCAGUUCACACUCAGGCAUCAAGGAUUUACCUUAACUAUUCAUUCACUCAUUGAGGGAAAACGCAUGAGAGAGUUUGUCAUCAGACUGUUGCUGUGGUGAUAUGUGCCCUUUUGUAUUCAUUUAUCGUGAUGUUAUGUGGGACAUUCUGGUGGAAUAAUGUCAGUGAUGUGUUUGAGAGGAGGAGGAAGCAGCUCAGUGGUCUGAUUUAAUGAAGCAGCAGAGCUAACACAUUGUCACUUACUGAUGCAAUUCUCCUUUUUUGGUUGUGUUGCUUCCUGUUCAUUUUUCCUUCUUGCUUUCGCCCCGAUCCCAGCACAAACCUGCUCCUUGAAGUUACCGUUUACCUCUGCAGCUUCCUUCCAAAUGAAGGGUUCUCAACACUGCACAGCUUGCAAAUAGUUCAAGAAAAAAUAAUGAAGAGUGCAAUAAUCAAACUGGAUCCAAAAGAGUUACAGUACAAGUUACGAAAAGAAGGACAAAGACAAACUUUACGUGAUCACUGGUCUUGUGGAGAAGUCAUGUCUACGACAACAUGACCUUUGCUGUUACAGAGAUUGAAUUUCCUUUUAGGAAACUACUAAACUACAGAUAUAAAAGUAGAGCAGCAAGUUUGAGGGAAGCAGUCAGAAAGUCAGGUUCUGUCUGGCAAAAUGGGAUUUACUGAAGUCAUUCAUGCAGUCAGUUACAUGUAUAAAGGCAGUGCACUCCAGUUUUGAGCAGUCUGGUGGUGAAAAGCUUGGUCAGAGUUAAGUGUCAACUCUCUUCUAAGAGCUUCAAAGAUUUGAUUCUUUUGGUGCACACAGCUUAGAGAGAUACGCCAAGAUGAUUCCACUGCAAGAAAUCGGAGCAACCUGCACGCACGCAGAUCUGUCAGCACAAUGUUUGAAGCAUAAAAACUCAGGACACCAGCCAAUAUCUUAAAGUGUUUGUGUGUGCAUCACAUCAGCUUUUAAUGAGAUUGUAAUUCCAUUACAAACCGGUCAGGCCUGUAACAGACAGUGUGGACAGCGGUGAAGCCGCACAUCAGGCUCAUUGAAGAUCUACAUGGAAAUUUUUUCAAAGACAGAAGAUGCAGACAUCCCGUGUAACCGCCGCCAACUGCUCUCAAGUGUUCAGUGACAGGUUUCCUCUUCACUCUCUUCUCUCUAAUGCAACAGCUCCCUCUGCUGCCUCAUCCCAGACCUCAUGCUGGUGUUACUCACACAACACAAACUUCCUGCACAGCCCUUUAAAUUUUGGGAAAAGAAAGAUGCACAGAGUUUAAAGUUCUCACAGGGUGACAGCAACAGAAAGGCUUCUACAGUAGAGCUUGAAUAGUUUUUUUACUGAUGCAUGUUCCUUACAAGUCUUGAAACGUUUGGAUAUAGCACAAAAAAUGAAAGAAGUUUGUGAAUAAAAAUUUGGCAUUGACAUGACAAAUGACAUCAACCAAACCCAAAUCCUCUGCUCUCUGCUGACACGCUUUGUGUGUGUAUGUUUAUGUGUGUUUAUGUGCACAUACUCAAAAAAUUCAUGGGUUUCACAGGCUUUUCCUCCGGUCUAUACAUGUCACACAUGAAAUCUCCUGUUAGCGUAUGUGUAUGUAGUCAAUGUUGCGCGAUCUACUCCUCGCCUCUUCUGCUGUUUCUGUCUGUUUGUCUGUCUGUACAUGUGACCGUAUUCAAUAUGUUUUAUAUUCUGUACUAUAGUUAAUCCUACUGUACCUGUAGCAUGGCUCUGUCUUUUUUGGUUAUACACUUUGACCUGUGCAUGAUUGUGUGUGUGUGUGUGUGUGUGUGUGUGUGUGUGUGUUGUGUGUGUGGCAAGCAAGUUAUUUUUUUACACAGAGGUCAUUUAUGGUAUGAGCCUGUUUGGGUGCUAUUGUGUGUGCCUAUACUCAGUUUUCCUGGACACUGUGACAACUCUGGCGAAACACGUACACAUUGAGCGAAUGGAAGAGACAGAUUUACUGUCUUGGUUGUUUUUUUAUGUUUUGAAGUUUUGGACUGAACCAUGAGGUGGAAAAGGUAAAAGAAAAAAAAAAGUUGUUGCUCUUUUCUUGAUAACACAAUAAUGUCUAAUAUUCAAUUUGAGUUUUGUAAUAUUUGUAUGUACGUAUGAAAGUUUUGUAAAUUUGUGAUCGUAUGCACGUUUUGGCAUAUGACUGUAUGUAUCUUUUGAAAAUGCUUGUUUCUUUCUGGGUUUGUUUUGCAUGUAGAUUGCUGUUUAGUUUCUUUUGUUUCAAGGUUUUGUUUUUCUGUUUUUAUUUUUGGGACCAUGUACAAUACUGUAUAACGUGGGCAAGAUCUUGGACCUCAUGCUACAUUACAUUGAUAUUAUAUAUGAAUAUAAAAACAUGUUUUCCCUAUGGAGAAAGUUUUAAGUUAUAUAUCGCCUGUACACUUUGGGCUGCCUUUUAGAUCUAACUGUCCACUGUUUAAGAUAACCAUGAUGAUAAUGGAUACAACAUAUUAAUUAUGAAGAAUUAUGCUGAUGAAAUAAUAAAGAUUCUUAAUAAAUCUUAUUACAUUUACAACA